Messenger RNA from Salvia hispanica, 597 nucleotides. RefSeq names its product Stress responsive A/B Barrel Domain-containing protein. The record is from RefSeq and is a predicted model, not a curated record. Lineage: Eukaryota; Viridiplantae; Streptophyta; Magnoliopsida; Lamiales; Lamiaceae.
AUGUGCGACACUCUUGACUGUCCAAUUCUCACUCAAAUUGUGUGCAUAUAUAGUAAGGGUGUGGUUAUUCAUUUUGGGUCAGAAAUGGCUGAAUUCAAUCAUCUUGUGCUGGUGAAGUUCAAAGACGACGUCGUUGUGGACGACGUCUUGCAGGGAUUGGAGAAGCUCGUCUCCGAAAUGGAUACUGUCAAGUCCUUUGUCUGGGGGCAAGAUAAGGAGAGCCCUGAUGUUCUGAGGCAAGGAUUUACGCACUCGUUCUUGAUGACAUUCGGAAGCAAGGAGGAUUUCGCUGCGUUUGCUGCUCAUCCGAAUCACGUCGAGUUUUCGACCACAUUCUCUGCUGUGAUUGACAAGGCUAUUCUCCUUGACUUCCCAGCUAAAACUGUCAAACCUGCUGCUUGAUAUUCUCUUAAUUCCUAUAUGUCUAGUGUGUGUGUUGUGUGUUUGUGUUUGAGGUUUACUUGCAUGGAUUCUGUUCUGUAGCCUAAUAAUGGAGUUGGAGUUGCUUUUGUUUAACUUCUACUACGACUGCUCUUGAUGUAUCAGAAUAUAUAUGUUCUGCAGUUUAAUGAAUGAGUUAUGGGAUCUUAAAUUUUA